AUGACGCAAUGUGGUGAAAGCCGGAAGGAAGCCACCAAGCCGAGGAACCUCCUGUCGACCAGAAAAACCACCAGACUUGGCACCUGGAAUGUUCGUACAAUGUACGAGGCAGUGAAGGCACUGCAGGUUGCAAGAGAGAUGGAGGGCUACCAACUGGACAUAUUGGGUCUCUGUGAAACGAGAUGGACGAAUGCAGAGGAGUGCCAACUUGCUUCAGGGGAAACAGUUCUCUACUCUGGACAUCUGGAGGAAAACUCGCCGCAUACAGAAGGAGUAGGUAUUCUGUUAUCAACACACGCCAAGCGGGCUUUGAUAGGAUGGAAAGCAGAGGGCCCGCGACUAAUAUCAGAUGAAUUCCGUUCACGGAAGAAAGACAUCAACCUUCAUGUUAUCCAGGGAUAUGCCCCCACUAAUGAUAAGGACCAGGAUGUGAAAGAGACUUUCUACAAAAUGCUACAAAAUACUAUUGAGCAGGUUAGAAGGAAGGACAUCUUGAUUUUAAUGGGAGACUUCAACGCUAAGGUAGGCAGUGACAAUGUAGGCUUUGAGGAAAUCAUGGGGAAACACGGACUUGGAGUCAGAAACGAGAAUGGAGAACUAUUUGCAGAAAUAUGUGCAACGAAUGGGCUCAUGAUAGGAGGGACUGUUUUCCCACAUAAACAGACACACAAAUCAACAUGGGUGUCACCAGACCAACAAACUGAAAACCAGAUUGACCACAUAUGUGUCAACAAGAAAUUCAGGAAAUCAAUGAGGGAUGUUAGAGUUUACAGGGGUGCAGACGUAGCUUCGGACCAUCAUUUGCUCAUUUCAACCAUCCAACUAAAACUAAAGCGAAGACAGGGAAUUGUCAAUAAUCAUAGGUACCGGUACAACGUGGAAUUUCUUAGAGAGCCAUCAUCAAGAGAGGAGUUUAAUGUAGCAGUUAAGAACAGGUUCCAAGUGUUGGAAACACUAGGCGAGGAUAGCAGCGUGGAAGAAACAUGGGAGGCAACAAAAGAAGGCUGGACCACUGGGUGUCAAGAGGUACUGGGGAAACGGAAACGUGAGCACAAGCCUUGGAUAUCGGCCACCACUCUGAGGAAGAUAGAAGAAAGGAAAAAGAAAAAGGAUCAGGUAAACAGGAGCAAGACAAGAGCAGCCAAAGCAAAGGCCCAAGAAGAAUACACCAAAGCAAUUAAGGAGGUAAAAGUCAGCGUAAGGAAAGACAAAAGAAACUAUGUAGAUGACCUAGCGCGCGGGGCAGAGGAAGCAGCAGGGGCAGGAAACAUGAGAGGACUGUAUGAAACUACCAAGAAACUUGCAGGCAGAUACAAGAACGCAGAGGUGCCAGAGAAGGAUAAAGAGUGA
Molecule: messenger RNA, 1350 nt
Organism: Aplysia californica (California sea hare)
Lineage: Eukaryota; Metazoa; Mollusca; Gastropoda; Aplysiida; Aplysiidae
Product: craniofacial development protein 2-like
Exons: 1
Coding region: 1-1350 (449 amino acids)
Biological process (GO): chromatin remodeling
Cellular component (GO): nucleus
Molecular function (GO): catalytic activity
Source: RefSeq, a predicted model, not a curated record